GUCAUCGCGGGAGGUGGGUUUGCUGUAUCCUGGAAACCAAAGUCUAAUGAAAUCUGCCCGUUCCCAGCGAUGAGCUUUCAACUCCCACCCAGAUUUUUUUUUCCUGGCGUGUUGUUUGCUGUCGCCCCACCUCCUUUCCCAGAGAAAUUCUGAAAGCCGACGAAGAGAUUUGAACUGGAAAUUUAUAUUUCAACAAAAAAAGCGCACGUUGGAGGCAGCUCAAAAGAGAGAGAGCUCAGAGAGACUUGAUAAAUAUUCAUUGCUGCAAGACUCAAACGCCCUGGAGGAUUGCGGAGCGAUCCUAUUGGUUGUAUGAAUGCCCAGCUCUGUGCGGGAUCUGAGGCUGUUUCUAUUAAUCAGAAAGAGGAGGAGGAGAGAAAAAAACAACUUGAGUCCUGGCUUCACCGCCAGACAUGCCAGUGUUAUUCUUGAAGGAUUGCCUUUCUGACGGCUGUGCGGACUGAAUGUGGCCCGUUGAUGCGGAGAAUAUGAGCGGGCAGGCUUUACGUUGCGAGUUGCUAGGGGUCCCGCAGAAUCAUUGCAGCCUCUUGCUCUUCGUAUGUGGUGACAAAAGCAUAACCGGGAAAGGCCUGGGAUUUUCUUGCUGAUGUGACAGAAGGCAGGACAUUGUGGAAUGGCUUCCUUGGAAUCACCUCUUUUCCAGCCAGAAGAUCCGAGGGGCGAAAACAUUGAACUCUCAUUGUCGAGCCCACCUGUGGAUCAGACAGUGAGGGAAGAAGAGAAUGUCACACAAGAGGAAUCUCUGUCUGAGGGUCAGCUAAAUGAGGAAGGACAACAGGCAAAAGCAGAUGGCCAAUUGACUGAGGCAUUGGAGUCCUCUUCAGAUGAAGAAUAUGGGGAAGAGUUUGAUUUUGAUGAUAGUUUGCCUGAGGAAGAAGACACCACUUUCAGAAAUGAGCCAGAAUGUAAACUCUCACAAGAAAACACAGGUGAUAAUGAGACUGUUGACACAGUGUCCAAUUUGGUGGAGUUUACCCAAGCUGUGCAGGAUUCAGUGUCACCAAACUCGAUCACAUCUUCCAUAGUUCAUGCAAUAGACACUCAGACAUUGACAUCUCCCCUGAAUAAUUUCGCGUCUUCCACAGAUUCGAUUGCAUGUUCUACCAGCACAGGUGAUUUUGCCUCUAGACUUCGAGCAUCUUGGGAAUCUGACAGAUGCAACUCUCCUGUCAUUGCCUGUGCUUUAAGGAGACCUUCAACUGUCCUGUGCACUGAAUCUAAUAGCAGCUCUGAGACUGGCAUCGAAGAUUUCUCUUGGAAGAAGAACAUCCUGUGUAAUGCCCAGACCGCCUCAGCCCAGCAUAAAUCACCAGAUGUAGAAGAUGAUGUGAUCUAUGAUGAUGUCACUAAUGAAGAUCAGUUUGUCCAUGAGCAGGUUCCCAUGGAAGAAUUGAUCUAUGAUGAUGUGAAUCGGGAAGCAAGUUGUAUCAGCCCAGCACAGCUAGAAGAUGGUUGGAGUUCCAGUGAAUUUGAGAGCUAUGAUGAACACUCAGAUGAAGAAAAUAAACCGGGAGGGGAACAGCGAAAAUCCAGAGCUGUCCUUCAGCCAAAGCUUUCCCCGGAUCUCAGUAGACUGAAGGAGAAGUACACCAGGACUAAGAGAGAAUUCCUGGCCAUGAAAGUCAGGGCCAGAGACGUACAGCAGCUGAAACAGCGAUAUGACUGCAAGAUGCAGCAGCUAAUGAAGGCAGCAAGAAAUGGGACGAAGGAUGGAUUGGAGAAAACAAAAAAUGCAGUAAUGCGUAAAGUGUCAUUCCUUCAAAAGAGAGAGCCUCAAGAUCAAUAUGAGGAGGAUGACGCUGGAUACCUUGAUGUCCAGGUAUCCGACUCAAAACAUCCUCCCCCAGAGCUCGGUCCCAUGCCUGCAGGGCUGACCCCUCAGCAGAUUGUGCGAAGGCAUAUUUUGAGCUCUAUUGUGCAAAGCGAGCGGAGUUAUGUUGAGUCUUUAAAGCGGAUAUUGCAGGAGUACAAGAAACCAUUGCUGGAAGCAGAGCCAAAAUUGUUGAGUCUGAGGAAGCUGCGGGUGGUCUUUUACCGUCUGAAAGAAGUUCUUCAGUGCCACUCAAUGUUUCAGAUUGCCCUGUCUUCACGGGUAGCUGAGUGGGAUGUCUCGGAGAAAAUUGGAGAUCUCUUUGUAGCUUCGUUCUCAAAGUCAAUGGUGCUCGAUGUAUAUAGUGACUAUGUGAAUAACUUCACCAAUGCAAUGGCACUCAUUAAGAAGGCUUGCCUGACUAAACCAGCUUUUCUGGAAUUCCUGAAGCGGAAACAAGCCUCUAACUCAGACCGGAUAACACUCUAUGGGUUGAUGGUGAAGCCAAUCCAACGAUUCCCACAGUUUAUUCUAUUACUUCAGGACAUGCUGAAGAAUACACCAAAAGGCCACCCUGACCGGCUGUCCUUGCAGCUUGCCCUGACGGAGCUGGAAACGCUGGCCGAGAAGCUCAAUGAGCAGAAGCGGGUGGUGGAUCAGAUUGCAGAAAUUCAGCAGCUGGCGAAGAGUGCUGGAGACCGCAACCUCAACAAGUUGCUAAGUUCUGGCCAGCGGCAGCUGAUCCUGUGUGAGACUCUGACCGAGACGGUUUAUGGAGAGAAGGGGCAGAUCCUCAAAUCCAAGGAGCGCCGUCUGUUCCUGCUCAAUGAUCUGCUCAUUUGUGCCAACAUCAAUGUAAAGAGUCAGCCAGACAUUGGCAGCCUGGUUCCUGUUGGCCCGAAGUACACUGUGAAAUGGAGCACCCCGCUGCUGCAGGUUCAGGUAGUGGAGGUUGGCCUAGAAGGGAAAGGAUACAACAAAGAUACAAUUAUCUUUCAGCAUCCAGGGAGCAAAAAGACCUCCUCGACCUCUCUAUCAAGCAAGAUUUAUAUGGGUCCUCCACGGCUUUACCAAGAGCUUCAGGAAUUGCAACAAGAUCUUAUUGUUGUGAACCAGAUAUCGCAGCUCAUUAGCACACUUCAUGGCACUUACCAGAACCUAAACCUCAUUGUUGCCCAGGAUUGGAUCCGAGCCCUCCAGAGGCUGAUCAGGAUUAAAGAGGACGAGAUCCAAUCAGCAAACAAGUGUCGUCUCCGUCUCCUGUUGCCAGGGAAACCAGACAAGUCUGGAAGACCGGUCAGCUUUAUGGUGGUAUUCAAUACUCCGAAUCCUCGCAGUAAGAUUUCCUGGGUGAAUCGGCUGCAUAUGGCUAAAGUUGCACUAACUAAGGAUAACCAGCCUGGCUGGCUCUGUAUUGAAGAUGAUGGAAAAACAAAGGCUCCACUUUGGUGUCCUUUGCUGGCCUGUCGUAUGCCCAUGUACAGCUCAAAAUGCCCGGACCUGAAGCCGGAAACAGCUCUUCACACUCCAGUGCAACCAUCCUUACUUGGGAUCUCCAUUGCCAGUACCUGUCUUGCACAGGGAUACCUUUGGAUUGGCAGUGGGCGAGAACAGGGGCAGGGGCAGGGGCAGGUCGAUCUCUUCUCCUUGAACAGAUCUGCUCCCAAGCUUGUCAAGUCCUUCCAGGUUAGCUCCUGGGUCUUGUGCAUGGAGUAUAUCCCUGUAGCAGUCCGAGAGGAAGAUGACACUGGUUGCCUGAUGGAGAAAUCAGGAGACAGCCCAAUUAUUGUUAUGGGCCUGAAAGAUGGCAGUGUUGUGGGAUAUGCGAGUGUUGACAUGGCAACCCGGUGCUUGUUUAUAUUUAAAAGCCCCGGAGAGGUGCCUGUUGUGUGCCUCAAGCAUUUGAUGAACGUUUUGUUUGCUGGCCUGCAGGAUGGGACUGUCGCAGCAUACACCAGGACAAGUGAUGGGAAAUGGGAAUGGGAUACUCCCCACUUGGUAAAGGUUGGCUCUGCUACAGUCGAAUCUCUGCUGGCAGUGGAUGAGAUGGUGUGGGCUAGCUGUCGGAACAAGGUCACGUUGAUCAAUGUUGCUUGCUUCACUACCCGGUGUUUUGAGGUCCACCCUGAUGACGAGGUGAGAGUGACUCAGAUGGUAAAAGCUGGUGGUGGGGUGUGGAUGGCAUUCUCAGCCGGCUCCUCCAUUCGAUUAUUCCACACUGAGACUCUAGAACAUCUGCAGGAAAUCAACGUUGUUCCACGCAACACGUUCUUCAGUCCAGGCCAGAAGAACAUUUUAGUGACGUGUUUGCUUGUUUGCCAAGGGAUGCUGUGGGUUGGGACCAAUCUAGGAAUUUUGAUCACUUUACCAGUACCAAAACUGGAAGGAAUUCCAAAAGUAACAGGAAAGGGAAUGAUCUCGCUGAAUGCACAUUGUGGUCCUGUGGAGUUUCUGAUCCCUACCAUUGGCUCUCUGGACUUGGACUUAUUGAAGAGUGAGUCAACUGAGGACAUGCAUGAGCACCAGGAACUGAAUAGCAAAGAGGAUUCCUCAUCCCAGGAAUCCCUUCAGGAUCAGCAUGAUCACACAGAUAAGAAGCAAGGAAUCUCACUGUGUUACAGCCUGCACUCCACCUCUCACCUACCCGGUCAGUUACUGUCAGCGCACGGUGCUGCAGCUCAUGCCAACGAGAACUCGCUGGAGCACAGCGUUGAGGACGGUUCCAUCUACGAGAUCGUCGAUGACCCAGAUGUGUGGGUUCGAAGCAGGUCUUCAGCCCGAGAGGUUGUUAGAAAAGAGAAAGUCAGCUCGGUUGCCGUUGCGUCCGGAGGCAGGGGCUACCAGAACUUUAACAAGGACUUCAAGCCGGCUGUUCACAACAGGAAUGAAAACAUGCUGCUGAUUUGGCAGAUUCCGCUGUCUUUGUAGAGUUCUGAUGGUGUACAGAUAUGCAUUUAUGGAAUGUGUCUGCUGGAGCUAUACUCUAUUAGCAGACGCACCAUUUUCAAAUGCUUGCAAUUGGAGAAGACUCCACUUUGCAAACAGGGUUACAUGCUCAAUUAGCAAGAGGUUGUGCAUCCCUCUCUUGGUUAGCAUGAAGCUUUCAAAGCAUUCUUGACCGUUAUUGCUGACUCCAUUCACGUGUCAGAGCUCCCUUUUUAAGGAGGGCUCCUAACUCUCUAACUCUUUCUGCCCUAUAUUCCCAGCUGUUGGGUGAAUGGUGCGUUAUACAGAAAGAGGGAAAAGAUAUGUUGUGCCAUAAGGUUUGUCUUUUCUCACUCCCUUGCCCUUUUCUUAAUUCUCCUGUUCUCCCCCCCCCCCCCAACAAAAGUCACUAAGGUGUCAGCCCUGUGUUCGCUGCUUUGGGAAGUUGAAGGAAUGUUGAAGUCAUUUCCAGGCCACUUUAUCAUCACCUCCCUCCACCUCCACCUCCACCUCCACCUCCACCUCCACCUCCACCUCCACCUCCUUCACCUCUCACCUCUCACCUUUAUCCACUCUUCCCCACCCCUGAAAACUGGGAUAUAAUUCUAUGGGUGCCGGCAGCCCUUUGACACUGUGCCCAAGUGGCCAAUCUUUGUACAGAAACCUAGACAUUGAAUGUCUUUAGGCUAUUUGACUUUGGAGGGCGUCAAAGCUGAAGCUUAUCUAGGAUCAACACAAGUGCACUUUCCAGCAGAAAUCACUGGAUAACGAUGGGGUCCCAUCCCACUCUCUUCGUGCCUGGGGAUUCUGAAGUCACUCUUCCCAUGCCACUGUUAUAUCCUACCUGGUUGGCUUACUAAUGAAAUACAUGGAAGGGCAUGAUCAGCUCUAUCAGCCUUAGGGAAGAGUAGUUGGGAGCAAUGGAGUUUUGUGAAAAUAAAGUUCUCUUCAGUCUCUGCAACUUAUGAGCUUGAUAACUCCAUGAUUCUGUUUCAAUCAUCUGUGUGUAUGUUUAAUUUGUGUAAUAGUUGGACAGUUUGAAAACUGGUGCUAAUGAUCCUGGUCUCGCUUGAGACAUAAAUGCAAAUAUUCAGGUUAUAGAAUACCCUAAUUCAUCAUAAACCCCUCUCUCUUUGUGAUAAUCUAUCAUGUACUACCAGCAAGUUAGAGUGUGGCUUUUGUAUACAACCUCACCAAUAGUAGUACCUCUUCUGAUGAGGCAUUGUCUUUUUCUAAUGGUUUCAUCAGGUCUUUCACCAAUUUGUUUGAGAGGUUAGACUAUGUUCCUUGAGUCUUCUCCAGUGCUGUACCAUUACUGGUUUUGGACAGCACGUAAACAGCUGAAACUUCCCUUUUGUUUUCAUUCUAUUGAGACUUUCAGGCUACCAUUGUAACUGAGUUUAAAAAAAAAUUACCUGGCAUAAAAUUUCAAGUUCCCAAUGCUGGGUACUGCCAAAUAUCACCCACAUUACAUGUAACUUCUAAAAACCAAGUUACUCAACUGGCAAGAAAAUUCAGCUAUUUUAAAAAUGGAAGGCUGUGCCAGAAAACAAGAAUUCCUCUCAUUUGUCUUUUCAAAAAAGAAGAAAAUUUAUGAUUUAUUUUGCUUUCCCUGGUUGAUUUUUGUAUAUAUGAGGGUAAUUCUGUUUUUAAGAAAAACCUACACUUUCACACUAGCAGACACAUUUUUAUGCUGCCUUUGAACUGGAAUAUGAUGAGGGAAUGCUUGUAUUUAUGGUGUUAAAUACCUAUUCUUGUUGGGAAUAGUUAAGAUCUCCAAGAAGGGGAAGCAGAAGAAGAAUGUUGCAUGAUAAUUAAUGCUAUAAUUUGGGAAUUCUUAGUCUGGUUUUCAAGCCAUGUAACUACAGAGAGCUACAGCCUAAGGAGACUGUUAAUUUGCCUAUUCUUUGUGCUAGCUCUUUACAAAUUACAGACUUGUUAAAUUCUGUAAAUAGUGACUCUUUGAGAACCAUGCAAUUGAUAUUUACUCAGGGUUCAAGAUCCCCAAAAAAGGAAGCCAUUCUUGGAUACUGGAGAUUACAAUCCAAUAUUCAAGGGCAACAUUUCAUCGUUUUGUAAAUCAAACACAUCCUCUCCUGUCCUUCAAGCAAUGAAGUGAGCAAAGUAGGAGGUAGUCAUUUAGUUUCCAAGCAUUCGCUCCAACACCAUACUUUAGCCAUGGGUAACAAUUCCAAAAGCUAGUAAAACUCAUCCAAAUCACUGCACUGCAGGCAACCCUUGGAACUGUUAUGAUCUAUCAUUUGGAACUUUAACUGUAGAAUCAUUAAAGAUCUGCCACUUAGAACCUGAACCUUGAUGAACUUUCAUGUGUUUGUUCUAACAAUGGAAUCAGUCCAGUUGGUUACUAGAAAAAUCAUUCAUUUUUAUUAUUGGCCAACAUCUAAUUCUGAACUUGAUUAUCUCCUCAAAAAAGUCAAUCAAAACGUUUGAGGGCAGCAUGGUAAACAUUUAUGUGGAUUUCAGUGAAACCUUUGACAAGAUUCUACCUGGUAGACUAAUGUGUAAAAUUAGAUCCCAUGGAAUUCAGGGAGAACUUGCCAAUUGGAUUCCAAAUUGGCUUGAUGGUAGGAGGCAGACGGUGGUGGUGGUAGAGGGUGUUUUUUUGGACUGGAGGCACGUGACAGGAAUUAGUAAUGGGUCCACUUCUGUUUGACAUUUGAAUGAGAACUUAGGAGCCAUGAUUAGUAAGUUUUGAGGAUAAUGCCAAAAUUGAUGGUAUAAUUGGUGAAGAAGGUUAUCUAAAAUUACAAAAAGAUGUGGAUCAACAGGCUGAGGAGUGGCAGGUGGAAUUUAAUUUGGGUAAAUGCGAGGUAUUGCAUUUUUGGUAAAAUGAACAAUUAAUGGCAGGGCCUCAGGUAGUGUUGUAGAACAGAGACACCUAGGGGUUCAGGUACAUAAUUCUUUGACAUUUUCAUUGCAUGUAGAAUGGAUGGUUAAGAAGGUGUUGCACAGGUUAACCUUCAUGCUCAGACAUUUUGAGUAUAGGAGUUGGGUGUCAAUUUGAGGUUGUAUAGGACAUUGGUAAGCCCUCAAUUCUUGUCAUCAUGCUAUAGGAAAGAUAUCAAAUUGAAAAGGAUUCAGAAAAGAUUCAUCAAAAUCUUGUUGGGACUGGAGGAUUGGAUUUAUAAUGAAAGGCUAGGAUGUUUUUGUAGGAACAUUGGAGGUUGAGGGGGUGACCUUAUUGAGGUUUAUAAAAUUGUGAGGAGUAUAAGUAAGGUGAAUUGCAAGGGUCUUCUCCCUACAGUGGGGUAGUUUAAAACGAGUGGACAAAACUAGGUACAGUUACAACAUUCCAAAGAUAUUGGAUAAGUACAUGAAUAGGAAAGGUUUGGAGGGACAUGGGCUGAAGCAGGAAAGUGGGACGAGUUUGGUUUGGGAACAUGGUCGGUGUGGAAUUGUUGGUUUGAAGGGUCUGUUACCGUGCUGUAUGACUCCAUAAGUCCCACCUACUCCAGAAUUGAGUCAUACCAUGUCUGAGCAGGUUGAUUUUUUAAAAAAAAAAUUUGCAAGAUCCAACAAGGAUCUAGUGACACGGGUUUGUGACCCUACCUCUGUGGGACCAGGAGGUCCAGGUUGAAGUCCCACCUGCCCUGGAGGUGUGUUAUAAAAUGCACAAGCUCCCACCAACUGUGGUGGUUGAAAUGUGACCCCCUCCUUUAUUCUCUUGUUUACUGAUGAGCCUGUUGUGAGCUCAAGAUGAAAGCAAUUGAGUUGAUCCAUUAACCUACACUCACAACGGUCAAUUGUUACCAUAACUGACAUGAAAUUUCUGGAACGUGCACACAACUAUCAACCACGGCAUUGUAUUGGCUGCAGGAUUAAAGGAGUGUUUGCCAGUGCUCUGCAGUACAUAGUCAUUUGCCAUUACCCAUCCACAAUAUCUUUGAACAUGCAAUAAAAAGUGAAUUCAUUGGGGAAAAGAAAUGCAGUCUGGUCAAUCUAACACUUUUGGCAAUGUCUUGGCCUGUUUGUACAUCAAUGCUUUGUGACCCUAGGUACCUAAGUGGCUAAACAACUGCUGCUUUUUGUUCAUGGCUAAUCUGAAUUUUUAAAUCAGCAUGGCGUUUGUGUGAAUUAUUCAGAAGUGCAUUGGCUGGUGUCUUUGGCUUAGUUUAGUGUUAAUUACCAGCUUCUUCUCAAGGGUCAUGAUACUGCACGGUAUAUAAUGUGAGAGCCAAUCUUGGAAACUGUACAAAAGAAUGAUGGGUCCAUCACUUUCCAAGUCAUUUAUCCUCAAAAAUGUUUCCAAGAAGUUGCCAAAUAGUGGCCAAGAAUAAACUGAGUAGAAUUUCACCAGUUCUGUUUUGUAACCUGUUCUUUGAAUAUAAGGACAUAAGCAAGGGAGUAAGAGUAGGAUAUUUAUCACCUCAGGCAUGUCCUGUCAUUCUAGAUAUUUUCUCAUCAGCCUGUUCAGAGAUGGUAUUACAUACCUCUGGAAGCAGGUAAGACUGGAACCCAGGUCUCCAGAUCCAGAGGUAUGAACAUUACCAUUGCCCACAAGUUCAAAGCUGGUCUACCCCAGGCCUCCCACCUUUGGUUUUAAUGACUUUUUAAAAUUUGCUCUGGAUAUACAUCCCUGCCUUCUAAUACUAGGAUCAUUUUGUCCCACAGGUGCGUAAAUGAUUUGUGUAAGGGAGUUGUUCUGUUUUCAAGUUCUAACACUUUAAUUUCAGGGUAACUGGAGCUGUGCAGACAGUCACCAUCGUGGCUGUGCUGAGUAUGACUGGGAAAGACGAAGUGAACUGCAAAAAGCAUUGGGUUGCUAAAAAUACAAUGAAAUAUUAGGAGAAUUUAUCAACUUCUGUUUAUGUAUUUUCUGGAAAGCAUUCCUAAACAUUUUCCAGAUGUUCAAUCAAAAUUCAAAGUUCGGAGGCUUGUCAAAUUCCAUGUGUAUUUUCUGGACAAAGAAUGAUUGGUGCUCAGGGUAACAAACAAAAGCAGGUAACAAAAGCUUAUAGCAGGGAGGAUAUUUUGUAUUUUCUCUUCAUCCAUCCUUCAGUAGCAAUGGUUUGCAUUUUCAUAUGUUGCUACAAUUAAAUAUUGUUGGUUAUUUUCGUAAGGAUGAAGAGCAACGCUAACUUAAGUGUGUUUGUAGAUUUUUGACGAGCUGAUCAGCACAAGAUUUCCAAAGCAUUACUGAUCCAUACCCAAUCUGUAUCUAGUAUGUGUUUUGGUCUUUAUCCCUGAUAAUCUGCAAGUGACUGCAGAACUGCUUUCUUGUGAAAUACUGUAUUGGAUAAAAUAGAAAGUGAAGGAAA
Messenger RNA from Stegostoma tigrinum, 10035 nucleotides. RefSeq names its product rho guanine nucleotide exchange factor 10-like protein. The transcript has 30 exons. Bases 635 to 4759 code for a protein of 1374 amino acids. Gene Ontology annotation, cellular component: cytosol. The record is from RefSeq and is a predicted model, not a curated record. Gene Ontology annotation, biological process: actin cytoskeleton organization; SREBP signaling pathway; positive regulation of stress fiber assembly. Gene Ontology annotation, molecular function: protein binding; guanyl-nucleotide exchange factor activity. Lineage: Eukaryota; Metazoa; Chordata; Chondrichthyes; Orectolobiformes; Stegostomatidae.